This is a messenger RNA of Amorphotheca resinae ATCC 22711, 701 nucleotides long. RefSeq lists its product as hypothetical. The record is from RefSeq and is a predicted model, not a curated record. The annotation marks the transcript as partial. The transcript has a single exon. Lineage: Eukaryota; Fungi; Ascomycota; Leotiomycetes; Helotiales; Amorphothecaceae.
CCUCGCCCAGAACUCUUCUUACCACUCCUCUACCUACUCUAAUCCAAGGCACAGUUCACGAUACAGAAGAACUGCGGAGGACAUCACUCAAUUGCCAUGGCGCGAACCAUCUUCACCACCAUCACGCCGCUCCCGGCGAACAUCUCGCGCGAAACCGUCCUGGCGACGCUGCACGACCACCUCGAGAUGAUCGACCUCUCGCCAUCGCACGAGUCGCGACAUAUGAUCAAGCCGCCGCCCGAAGCCACGCCCGAGGAAUACCACUGCCAAUGGUACUCGAUCACCGACAAAGUCGCAUACCUCCCCGCGGGCAUGUACAGCGGCAGGGUCUCGUUCAAGGCCUGCUUCCACGACCUCGCGAUGGGACUACAAACACACGUCUACGCGCCCAUGGGGCUGGAUAUCAAGGAGAAGUGGACGCUGGAGGGGAAUCUGCCCCACGAGCCGGUGCAGCCCGCGGAGCUGGGCAUUGGCGCCCCGAUCUCUGGCCUGUAUCUGCGCGAGGACGUCGAGAUGAAGUGCAACUUUCUCAUGACGCGCUUCGUCAAGAAGACGCUGAAGGAGAGCCUGGCCACCCUUGUCGCCCGCUUGGUCGUCAAGACCCAGCUGGAGGAAGCGGCCGAGCGCAACAGACGCCUCACGCACAACGCGAUGAACGCGAUGCAAUCAUUCUCCCCGCCUAUCUCCCCGCCAUUGUCGCC